Aspergillus affinis is the source of this 2901-nucleotide messenger RNA. Its product is annotated as DEAD/DEAH box helicase. The record is from RefSeq and is a predicted model, not a curated record. The coding region runs from base 1 to 2901 and encodes 966 amino acids. Lineage: Eukaryota; Fungi; Ascomycota; Eurotiomycetes; Eurotiales; Aspergillaceae. The transcript is spliced from 3 exons. Gene Ontology annotation, molecular function: zinc ion binding; ubiquitin-protein transferase activity; nucleic acid binding. Gene Ontology annotation, biological process: protein ubiquitination.
AUGCCGCAUCGCAAGUGGUUCCUCCGUUUGAUCUAUCGACUCUCUCUUCCUCCCCUGGACAAUUCCAUUUCUUCUGUUCUUUGCUUUGCUGUCAUCGAAAUUGUCCUCCUUAAAUGCGCCAUCAUGGGUCGACCUUCAGGGAAGCGCAACAUAGACCAGGUUGAUCUCACCUUGAGUGAUGAUGGGAGUUCUACCCCAGGACACACUCCCAAGCACCCGCGCGCAGUCAGUGGGCAGCGAUUGGGGCAAGACACGGCCUUCGUACCCCUGAGUCAAUCAUCGCAAAAUUAUGCGGCCGACGAUGAAGAUGACGAGCAUGCUGCGGAUCAGAUUAUGGGCACUCAAGGAGUGGAUGAUGCAAUGUCUAACAACUCCAUGCUGUAUGGUGAGAUGCCCUCAAAGAUUGUCGGUGUGCGUUUCUACAAUGGAUAUGCUACUAUUGGAGAGCAUGUCAUCUUGAAACGAGAGCCACAGAACCCGUAUGACCGGAACGCUAUCCAAGUGCUGAAUGUCAUGGGAGCCCAAAUCGGCCAUAUUCCUCGCUUCAUGGCGUCUAAGUUGGCGGGAUACAUGGACUCUAAGUCGCUGAUCAUUGAGGGCUCGCUGACAGGCAGCAUUGGGGCUUAUGAUUGUCCCAUUUCUCUGCGAUUGUUCGGUCCGACUGAUCCACAAAAAAGAGAAGAACUAAAGCAGAGAAUGACGGCCGAUAGGCUGCCCUUGGGUAGCCUCAGACAACAGGAGCGCGAUGAGCGUGCCCUCCAAAAGGAACACGAAAAGGCGCGAAAGGAAGCCCAGAAAAAAGCUCGUGCUCUCGGAGGCGGCAAAGGAGCCCAGUGGGAGGCCGGCGAGAACUCCUUGUAUGCCAACCUCUUUAGCGGGGAGGGCCUUCAGGAAGGGGAGAAUCUUGAAGACCUUAUUGGCCAAAGUAGCACUUUCAAUCCUCGUGAGAUUGGUAAAGUGACUGAAAGCUUUGGCAUGAACGAGUCUGAUUUGGCAAAUAUGCCUAUGGUGGAUACUCCCGCUGCCCUUUCAACAGAAUUACUCCCCUAUCAACGUCAGGGACUGGCUUGGAUGAUCAGCAAAGAAAAUCCUAGCCUACCCGGCCCUGGAUCUGAGGAUGUGGUGCAAUUGUGGAAGAGGAAAGGCUCUAAUUACACCAAUCUUGCCACCAACUAUUCCACAUCCACUGCACCUCCUCUUGCGAGUGGUGGUAUUUUGGCGGACGAUAUGGGUCUUGGAAAGACAAUACAGAUCAUUUCCUUGAUACUGGCGAAUUCUCAACCAAAGACAGCUGGGGGUUCCAAAUGCACUCUGAUUGUGGCCCCUGUAGGGGUCAUGAGCAAUUGGAAAAACCAAAUCCAGGAACAUACCCAUAGCGAGAACACCCCGCGCGUGCAUGUGUACCAUGGUGCAGGAAAGAAGGAAGCGAAGAAUCUGGACCAAUACGACUUGGUUGUCACCAGCUAUGGUGCACUUGCAAUGGAAUACAACCCCCAGGCCAAGGCGCCCCCCAAACAAGGCAUUUUUUCUGUCUACUGGCGUCGAAUUGUUCUCGAUGAAGGUCAUACAGUGCGCAACCCAAGAUCCAAAGGUGCUCUCGCCGCCUGUAACUUGCGUGCCGAUUCCCGCUGGUCGUUGACUGGAACUCCUAUUGUGAACAGUCUCAAGGAUCUCUUUUCUCAAGUUCGCUUUCUGGGGCUUACCGGUGGUCUAGAGGACAUGGCGGUCUUCAAUAGCGUUUUGAUUCGGCCUCUCAUGUCUGACGAUCCUAACGCACGCUUACUACUGCAAACACUGAUGUGUACCAUUUGCCUACGUCGCAGAAAGGACAUGGAAUUCGUCAAUCUGCGUUUGCCACCUCUCACAUCUCGUGUUCUGCGAGUCAAGUUCCACCCCCAUGAAGAAGAGAAAUACAACAUGUUUCAAGCCGAGGCAAAGGGCAUGCUUCUGGAUAUCAAAUCCAAAGAAAAGGCCGGUACCACAUACUCCAAUCUUCUUGAGGUUAUUCUGCGGCUCCGACAAGUAUGCAACCAUUGGGCACUCUGUAAAAAACGCAUUGAUAGCAUCACCGCACUACUGGAGAAGGAAAAGGUGGUUCCACUUACUCCGGAGAACAUCAAGGCUCUCCAGGACAUGCUGCAAGUCAGAAUUGAGAGCCAGGAGACUUGUCCGAUCUGCCUAGAUACCCUCGCAGAACCUGUGAUUACCGCAUGCGGUCAUUCAUUUGAUCGAGAGUGUAUCGAACAAGUGAUCGACAGACAGCACAAAUGCCCUAUGUGCCGAGCCGAAAUUGGAGACACAACCACCCUGGUGUCUCCUGCUGCCGAGAUGGGCGAGAACAAUGACAGUGUUUCUGCAGACCCAGACAACCCAAGCAGCAAGAUCGAAGCCCUUGUCAAGAUCUUGACGGCCCAAGGGCAGGCUGCCGGUACCAAGACCGUCGUGUUUAGUCAGUGGACAUCGUUCCUCGAUCUCGUCCAGCCUCACUUGGAGCGCCAUGGCAUCGGAUUCGCUCGCAUUGACGGUAGAAUGAGCUCUGUCAGCCGUGACAACUCAACGUACCGCUUUUCGCGUGACCCCAACUGCACAGUUCUUCUUGCCAGUCUCAGUGUCUGCGGCGUCGGCCUCAACCUAGUCGCCGCCAACCAAGCCAUCCUUGCCGACAGUUGGUGGGCCCCAGCCAUCGAAGAUCAAGCCGUCGACCGAGUAUACCGUCUAGGACAGAUGCGCGAAACGACCGUAUGGCGCCUUGUCAUGGAAAACAGUAUCGAGGACCGAGUCCUCGCGGUCCAGGAGACGAAGCGUAAGCUGAUGCUGGAGGCAUUCCGCGAGACCGCUACCAAGAAGAAGGCCGAUGAGAGAGCCACUCGUGUUGCUGAUCUCGAAAAGCUUCUCACUUGA